AUGUUGGGAGAUUGUGGAGUAGACAAAACAACGAUUUUCAAUAAGUAAGAAGAUCUACUUAAGUAAAAGUUUUUUGGAUAUCAAUUCUAAUACAGAAACAACCAUUGGAGUAUAACAUCAUUCAUUCGCAAGAAAUAAUGCUAAAUUUUCAAUAUGGGAUAGUGCAGGAUAGGAAAAGUACAGAUCCAUAGUGUCAAGGUGUUGAUCUAUUUUAUAUAAAGCCAUGAAAAAAAAAGCAAAAGCUGCGAUUGUGGUUUAUGAUUGUUCAAAUGAAACAUCUUUAUUUUGCAUAUUGAUAAAUGGAUAAGAACUUGUUUUCUAAGCUGGUUCAAAUGUUAAAAUUGCAUUAAUAGGGAUAAAUAAAUCUAAAAAACAAUUUUGGUUAGAAUAAAACAGACUGAGAAAACUUCGACAUAAACGAGCAUACUUAAAAAUUAACUGA
Messenger RNA from Paramecium primaurelia, 442 nucleotides. The record is from the annotation of a GenBank genome assembly. NCBI's taxonomy places the organism in Eukaryota, Ciliophora, Oligohymenophorea, Peniculida, Parameciidae.